GGUGUCAAACGACACCAUUGGAGCCUUAGGGAAAGGAACUAGUAGAAGAUGGUAUUGAAAUUUACUGCUGCUACUACUACUACUACUGCUACUGCUACUGCUACUGCUACUGGUGCCACGUGUCAAACUACUGCUACUAGGGAUCCAAAUAUUUACUACUGCUACUGCUACUGCUACUGGUGCCACGUGUCAAACUACUGCUACUACUAUUGGUACGCGUCAGCAGCUGACGUGUCAAACGACAGAAAGGAAAGUUUUUGGAUAACCACCGGGAAGGUGCCACGUGGCGGGCUGACGUUCCAAACGACGCAAUGGGAGAAUCGUUCCGAUGGUCUCCCGACAGCAGUGGCAUUCCCCCCGAGGAGCUACCGGAUGGGUCCAUCCCCCUCCUCCGUGAUCUUGCAGGUAGCAUUCGGGAGGGUUUGGAUGUGAUGCGUCAUUGGGGUCCUUCCGAGUAUUGGGGGUUAUGGAGGAUGUACCAAGAGCAGAAGAAUGCCAACCAAAUAGACACGGUGCCCGGAAUUGCCAUGAACGACAG
Chara braunii is the source of this 538-nucleotide messenger RNA. The record is from the annotation of a GenBank genome assembly. Lineage: Eukaryota; Viridiplantae; Streptophyta; Charophyceae; Charales; Characeae.